UGACCCAGAAGCCCGGCUGGGAGGGCGGCGGGAGGGAUGCUUGCACGUGGGGCCCGGCGUCUGCGCGCCCGCCCGGGAGCCUGCAUGCAUGGCUGUGCACCUCGAGGAGCCGCCGCUUUGUUUGCCGGCAGCCGGAUGCCCGGGCCCGUUGGGCGGGCCAGCGGCCGCCUGCGGGAUGAGCAGACUGCUGGGGGGGACGCUGGAGCGCGUGUGCAAGGCCGUGCUCCUUCUCUGCCUGCUGCACUUUCUCGUGGCCGUCAUCCUCUACUUUGACGUCUACGCCCAGCACCUGGCCUUCUUCAGCCGCUUCAGCGCCCGUGGCCCUGCCCGCGCCCUCCACCCAGCUGCCAGCAGCAGCACCAACUUCUCCCGGCCCAACGCCACGGCCCCCAGCUCGGGGCUCCCCGAGGCUCCCAGCGCCCGUCCUGGCCCCACGGCUCCCGUCCUGCCUCCCUGUCCCGACUCGCCGCCUGGUCUUGUGGGCCGGCUGCUGAUCGAGUUCACCACGCCCAUGCCACUGGAGCGGGUGCAAAGGGAGAACCCGGGCGUGCUCCUGGGCGGCCGCUAUGCACCCCCCGACUGCACGCCCGCCCAGACGGUGGCGGUCAUCAUCCCCUUUCGACACCGGGAGCACCACCUCCGCUAUUGGCUCCACUAUCUGCACCCCAUUCUGCGGCGACAGAGGCUGCGCUACGGCGUCUACGUCAUCAACCAGCACGGUGAGGACACCUUCAACCGGGCCAAGCUGCUCAACGUAGGCUUCCUAGAGGCGCUGAAGGAGGAUGCCACCUACGACUGCUUCAUCUUCAGUGACGUGGACCUGGUCCCCAUGGAUGACCGCAACCUGUACCGCUGUGGUGACCAGCCCCGCCACUUUGCCAUUGCCAUGGACAAGUUUGGUUUCCGGCUGCCCUAUGCUGGCUACUUUGGAGGCGUGUCAGGCCUGAGUAAAGCCCAGUUUCUGAGAAUCAACGGCUUCCCCAACGAGUACUGGGGCUGGGGUGGCGAGGAUGACGACAUCUUCAACCGGAUCUCCCUGACUGGGAUGAAGAUCUCGCGCCCAGACAUCCGCAUAGGCCGCUACCGCAUGAUCAAGCACGACCGGGACAAGCAUAACGAGCCCAACCCGCAGAGGUUUACCAAGAUCCAAAACACGAAGCUGACCAUGAAGCGGGAUGGCAUCGGGUCAGUGCGGUACCAGGUCUUGGAGGUGUCUCGGCAACCACUCUUCACCAAUAUCACAGUGGACAUUGGGCGGCCCCCGUCAUGGCCCCCUCGGGGCUGAGCUAAUGGGUAAAGGCUCCCAGUGCCAAGGAUUGUCUGCCAGAGGACUGACCUAUAUACUAUAUAGCCUGGCUGGCGGCUACUCUGUGGAGGAUCCCCCAGGACUCAGACUGUGGGCUCUGCUUUCGGAGGGUCUUCCACAGGCCCCUCCAGCUGCACCUGGAAGUUUCAGAACCUACUUUGGGGGACUUCCAACCUGGGCGAGCCCCUCCAGUGUGGCCCUCUCUGGGGUCAACUCUUCGUCCUGUCCCUCCCUGCCCAGCCCAGCCCUCCAUCACUGUCAGGGUCGGCCCAGCCCCUGCACUGCCUCACCGAGUGGCCCGGGCUAGGUCACUCCACCUCUCUGUGCCUCAGUUUCUCCCCCCUCGAGUCCCCUAGGGCCUGGAAGAGUAGGAGGUACAACUAGGGGGCAGUGUGGCUUCCAGGGGGAAUUCUCAGACCUGGGGAUCCCCCGCGCUCCCAGGGGAGGGGAAACCUUUUUCAUUCAACAUUGUAGGGGCAAACUCUGGUGCGCCCCCUGCUGAGGAGAAGCCCCAGGAGGGGACCAGAGGGGGUGCUGUGUCGCUGCCUGGGAUCUUGGGGCUGGGCUUUGCAUGGGGGGCGGGGGAGGGGGCCUGGAUCCGUCAGUCUGGUCCCCGCCUCCCUAUCUCAGAGAGAAGGCAGCAGCCCCAGGGCCGGCUCGGUGUUUGUACAUUGCACAGAAACUUGUGUGGGUGCUUUAGUAAAAAACGUGAAUGGAGCA
This is a messenger RNA of Canis lupus familiaris (dog), 2026 nucleotides long. RefSeq names its product beta-1,4-galactosyltransferase 2 (gene B4GALT2). Gene Ontology annotation, biological process: carbohydrate metabolic process. The transcript has 7 exons. The coding region runs from base 89 to 1285 and encodes 398 amino acids. The record is from RefSeq and is a predicted model, not a curated record. Gene Ontology annotation, molecular function: glycosyltransferase activity. Lineage: Eukaryota; Metazoa; Chordata; Mammalia; Carnivora; Canidae.